Molecule: messenger RNA, 360 nt
Organism: Camelina sativa (false flax)
Lineage: Eukaryota; Viridiplantae; Streptophyta; Magnoliopsida; Brassicales; Brassicaceae
Source: RefSeq, a predicted model, not a curated record
AUGAAGCUUACUGAGUUAUUGAAAGAUUGGGAAAUAGAGAAGAAGGUGUUUACUCUAACAGUAGAUAAUGCUUCUGCAAAUGAUACUAUGCAAGAUGGUUUGGAUGUGCUUAGUGGAACUUUGGGUAACAUCAGAGAUAGUAUUAAGUAUGUCAAGGGAUCUCAGUCUAGGAUUGAUUUGUUUCAAAACUGUAUGGAAACAGUUGGAAUUCAAGUUGAAGCAGGUUUGGUUUUAGACAUUUCCACUUGUUGGAACUCUACAUUCCUAAUGCUUUCUAGACCUAUUCAGUUGAAGGAUGUAUUAAGAAACCUAGCAGAGGUAGAUAAGAAUUAUAAGAAUUUCCCAUCUGAUGUGGAGUGA